Molecule: messenger RNA, 768 nt
Organism: Brugia malayi
Lineage: Eukaryota; Metazoa; Nematoda; Chromadorea; Rhabditida; Onchocercidae
Exons: 6
Coding region: 1-768 (255 amino acids)
Molecular function (GO): ubiquitin protein ligase activity
Source: RefSeq, a predicted model, not a curated record
AUGAUGUUCACGUUUUUAUGUGCUGUUAUUGGGGUAAUCUGUUUUUUAUACUGUCGGCAAGAGCAGCAGGAAAGAAAUAUUUACCCUGCUUUAGAUUCGGCUAUAACUGAAUUCAGACGCACAUUUUCGGGUGCUGCGCAAGCAGAGGGACCGGAGACUGGUGCAAGUGGUAGUAGGGCAAGAACGCUGCGACGGUUUGGAGAUGAUCAUAUUUGUCCAAUAUGUUUUGGCCAAGCUUCAUUUGCUGUUGUUACAAACUGUGGCCACUUAUUUUGCUGUAAUUGCAUUUAUGGUUACUGGCAGUAUAGUGCGUCUUUGAUUACACCUGUAAAAUGUGCAGUGUGUAGAGAAAUUGUUAAUUUGCUGAUACCUUUGCCGGUAGAAGGUGAAAGAGAAAAUAGUGCUGAUGAAGCACUACGAUGUGAUGAACAGUUAACGGAUUAUAAUCGAAGGUUUUCCAGUGAAAGAAGACCAAUUAUUGAUUACAUCAGGGAUUUACCCGUAUUAGUUCCACACAUGUUUCGUGCCGUAGUCUCAGUCAAUGGAUUGAUGUUUAUGUUUCGGAUCCGUUUCUUUUUAUGUCUUUGUGGUAUGGCUGUGUAUAUUUUAAGUCCUUUUGAUAUAUUACCGGAAGCAGCAUUCGGUGUACUUGGUAUGGUGGAUGAUAUUUUUAUCGCAUUUGUUGUUUUGGUGUAUGCUACAAUUCUUUUUCGACAAAUGUUAACUGGUGGUAGGAAUAGUGGACGAGAACGAGAAAGACGCGAAUAA